CUAACUUUUUCUGAUGACUUUGAGCAUCUAAAAAUAGAAAAACAAAUUAUAAGAAAAGCCAACAUUUGCGACAAAAUCAAAAAUAUCAUUUAUUUUAUUAUUUAUAAUACUGAAGAAAAACUUUAUAUGAUAAUUAUAAAUAAGGUUGCUUGUUUAUAUGCUAUUAGCUUAAUCAAUUAUGAAAAUAAGGAUAAUAAAGUAAAGAUAAUAGCAGUUAAAAGAUUUUUUGACAUGGUCGAAUUUUAUCAAUCAAAAGAAGAGGCUAAUAAAAAAGCUGAAUAUAUUAAAGAAAAAUAA
Molecule: messenger RNA, 297 nt
Organism: Dentiscutata heterogama
Lineage: Eukaryota; Fungi; Glomeromycota; Glomeromycetes; Diversisporales; Gigasporaceae
Source: the annotation of a GenBank genome assembly